Molecule: messenger RNA, 4707 nt
Organism: Ficedula albicollis (Collared flycatcher)
Lineage: Eukaryota; Metazoa; Chordata; Aves; Passeriformes; Muscicapidae
Gene: SDHAF4
Product: succinate dehydrogenase complex assembly factor 4
Exons: 3
Coding region: 686-1015 (109 amino acids)
Biological process (GO): mitochondrial respiratory chain complex II assembly
Cellular component (GO): mitochondrion
Source: RefSeq, a predicted model, not a curated record
UUAACGUAGUCAAAUUGGCAGUGCUUGAGAAGGCUUCCUGAUUCAAUCUCCUCAGGAAAGUGGAAUAAUAGUUCUUUCAGGUGCUUUGCACCCAGCUGGUACAGGGAGGAUUUCUGUUUGAAUCUUGCUUAAGAAAUGUCAGAACUGCUUUAGGCACCUGUCCACAGCCUAAAUAUUUUUAGUUGGUAGUUUGUGGACAUUGUGGACAUUUGGCUUUUUAAACCAAAAUGUUAGUGGGACUUUAAGGGAAAAAAAGUUAAUGCUUUUAAUGAAGGCAUUUGCAUGCAGUUACGUAAUUGAACUUAAACAUGUUCAACGUUUUUCCUGCUUUUGACUACCAGCUGAAUUAUAUUACCAUCCUAAGGGAAACCCAGCUAUCCUGUGCUGACAUUAUGGGAAACCUGUUACUAAGGGAACGUUAUAUUUUUUAAAACUUUCCUUUGGGAAAGCAGAAGCUUUUUCUGACUAAAAAGCUGCUGGAAAUGAGCCAAUACAUGGAAAUCAGCAGGUUUCUUGGGGGAGGUUAGGAUUUCUCCCAGAAAACAGACUGUACUGGUCUAUGCUAGGAUAAUUACUGUUUAAGAGUCUAAAAUACAAGAAAGUAACAGCAAAGAUAAGUUCAAGCAGUUUAAAAUACACUGUUUAUGUGACCUGAGUUAUACAACUAACACAAUUUUGCCUACAUAUGUUUCUAGGGCCAAAAAUAAUUAUCUGUGCUGAUUUUGGUGCUCAUGAAUUGAAUGUUAAAAAAGAGUCAUCGCUUCUUUGCCAUGUGCGGAGCAGCUCCAGCUCUAAGCCAGGAGGAAGAUCUGGACCUGCUAAGCAGCCACUAAAGAAACCAAAGUUACCAGUGGGUCGGUUUGAUGAACCAGAAGAGUCCAGUAUGGAGAAGGAGCCCUUGGAAAAAUUCCCUGAUGGAAUCAAUCCUACUACAAAAGAGAGAGGUGGACCUAGAGGCCCCGAACCUACACGUUUUGGAGACUGGGAGAGAAAAGGACGUUGUAUAGAUUUCUAAUAUUUAAAUGUCUGUAUUGCUAAUAAAAUAUUUAUAGUUGCUAAAAAAUAUAAUGUACAGAAAAAUCUCACCUGGAUUUCUCAUGGAGCUUAUAGUUUCUGUCAUGCCACCAAAUUCUGUCAUGUGAUGAAUUUUCUGAAUAAUGCAAUGUAAUUAAAUGCAGUGCUGCAGCUGAGAUUAUGGAGCUGUUAGUGGCUCAGUGUCUGCCUGGUCUUUAAUACUAUUUACACUGUGCAAGUAUAAAUGCAAGUAUGAAAUUGUGUAGUCAGGAGCUUAUUGAGAUGUAUAAAGGCUUGUAUUUCUUCAUGAAUGUAAAGAUUUACAUGGUGUUGUAAAUGUGUUGAAAGAACUUUUCAUUUAAUGAACCUGGACACCAUCAAAAGUAGAACCAACUCUGAGGAGAUCAGUAAGUCACUGAUUUCACACAGUAGUUUCCUGGUAAAAGCCCCUUUACUCAAGAACCUUCCCUCUGUCCCCAUUGCAGUGAGUUGGGUGUUUCUUCCUGUUUGUAGGAAAGGGACAAUCUUGUCUCUGAUUGAGGACUGUAAGUACCACAAUGGAAAUGGAGACUUAAUUUUGGAGAGGGUCAGCGCUUGAUUGCAAGUAGUGUGUGUAGAGGUGCUCUGUUUGCAAUUCUAGAACACUGUUCUUUAUCACCUGUCUUCUUCAUGCUAUUUGCAUUAUCUUUUCUUUUGUAAGUGGAGGUGCCCUUUUGCACAUGGGCUAAAUGCUGCUUGGGAAAAAUGUCUGAAAUCUUAUGGUCAAAGUGGACAAAUUCCACUUGGUGAUCUAAUAUUGCAGGUCUUAAAACUAAGUUAUCUGGCAUCAAACUAAAUAUCUUUCAGUCAGACUGAGCUCAGUUCUUCAUUCAAGAACUUGUCUAGUCAUAAGUACUGUAGUAGUAGAGUGUAAAUCUACCACUUGUGUAAUUACUAAUGAGAGUAGGUUGUCAUUGAAAUGUGUGAAUGUGUGCUCUAUUUCUGUGCAAGUUCUUUUUGAUAGCCUGAACAAAUGGAUCUUCUCUUUCUAGAGAAAGGUGUGGGUUUUGCAUUACUCUGGCUCUGUGUGGGCUUUGCCCAGCUUUCCCUUUGCGUGGUUUAACCAGAGAAAUAAAGCGUGUUGGUCUUGUCAAAAACCGGAGCAGCCUCCCCUAAAACUCACCUGAGUGGCAGCCAGUGGGGGAGCUCCUUGUUGAAGUCUGACAGUUAGUGUAUCCAGUGUGUAUGUUAGAGACAUAGUCUUGCUAUAAUCCUGAGUUUGGAUGUUUGUCUCACUGAGAUGAUUCCCUACAAAAAUACUGAACCUGUUCAGUUAUAGGUUUAUCAACAAAUACCUCACUGACAAGCAAAAUGAGAUUAAUGAAAGCUCAUAAAAGGUGUUAAUUAGUGGUAAUUAUAUUUCAAACCUUUGAAUUAUGCAGCAUGGCUUGGAUAUUGGAAAAUUUGUUUAUAUUUAUAUCUAAUUCAUUCUAGUUUCUCUUUUGUAGAGUGACAAAUCUUUCCAAAAUCUAUUGACAUUUCCAGUUACCUAAAGAUAGACUGGGUCAGAUAAACUGGGUCAGCUGUCUUUAAUAUAUGCUGUUUUUAAUUUUUUCUAGUUUUGCCUUUUCAGUUGCUGGUGUGUUGGAAAAUACUUUCUCACACAAUACACUGCCUUUUCAAAUAGGAAGUGGAAAUUUUAAUUGGAAGGUUCUGCCUUUUCUGCAUCAUUAAUAAUAGGCUUAACAUCUUCAUUCAUGAAGAGGUGGCAAAAUACUGCAGUUAUUUAUUUUUUAAUUCUAAAUCUUCUCCAUGGAUUGUUGCAUUACUUCAUUAUCUUCUCAUACCAUGUUUUACCCUUCCCAGCACACACUCCGUGUUUAUCUAGUUGCACUUCUUGGCAUUCCUGAUUUUCAAAUCUAAGUGCUUUUCUCAGUGCUGACUGCAGGUGCAUUCCUCCCUGGGUACAGAAUUAACACUGUUUUGAUUUAGCAUACGAGGAACUGGUCUCACUUUUCCAUCAUUUUCCUUACAUUUCAGUUGCUUUGUCUCCCUCAGUCUUUGGUCUCCCUCAGCUUUGUGCUUAAGGGCUGACCCAAGUAGUGUCCAGGCCCCUGUUUGUCUUCUUUCAUGUCGGUGAUGACUGCUGCUGCCACAGCCACAGGCAGGCAGUCCUUCCUGUCGGAGCUCAGGCAGGUCCUAGACACUCCCUGCCAAUAUCCAUGAAGUACCUGGAUUUGGAAGAUAGUUCUGAGAGCACUAGUAUCUGUACCAGUAAGAAAGUGUCUCAUAAAGGCAGGGAUUUUGUUUUCCUUCAAAAAAUGGAAUCACAGAAUAUUUGAAGUUGAAAUAAACCUGUACGAUCAUCAAGUCGAACCAUUAACCCAGCACUGUCAAGUCAGUCACUAAAUCAUAUUCCUAAGUGCCACAUCUACACAUCUUCUGAAUACCUCCAGGGAUGGUGACUCAAUCACUUCCCUGGGCAGUCUGUUUUAAGCUUGACAGCCCUUUCAUUGAAGAAAUUUUUCCUAAAAUAAAAAGGCUGUUGUUAACCCAUGUUAUAAAUAGCUGAAAAGGAACUGGUGCAUGGGAAAUAAAGACCACUUCAGUCUUGAGCAACUUCAAGCAUUUUUUGCCACCUCACAGGCUGGUGCCAGUAACCAAGUAUUUGCUUAACUUGUUUAUGGAAUGAGUCAGUAAGACAUAGGAAACUGAACAUAUAAGCAAUAUAAUAUGUAAGAGCCAAAGAGUGAAUGCCAAGGGCCUUCUUACGUUGUCUAGCAAUCUGGCAUUUACCAAAAAGAGGAGCUCUGGAUUCCAGUAACAGUUAAGCACAAAAUCCUAUGAUGCUGCAAAAUCUCUUGUGGUACCUGUCAAAAGUGAUCAGGGAUUGAAUGUAAAAAAUGGUACAAUGAUAUUGAAGGGUGUAAACAAUCAUUUCUCUUUGUUUUCUUGCAGUGCCUGUAGUUAAGAAAGCAGCACUUCAGCACUUUUUUGGAGCUGUCUUCCUGCUCUUUUAUUAUUAUUAGAAAUACACUGGAAUUUAGCAUUAGGGUAAGAAAAUGGCUAGGGGCAUUAGCUAUUAGAUCAGCCAUAUAUAUGGUUUUAUUAUGAUCAAAUAUUUUUUGUAGCUCUUCUUGUUAGUAUAAACAGUGAAGAGCAGCAGGGAUUGUCUCCUGACAUUUUUUGUUAAUUUUCUAGGAGACAAAACAAAAAUUGUUCUGUGUGUGUAAGCAAAUUCUUACAGUACUGCAGGAUGCUUGCUGCUCUAUUUGUUUUCUUGACUAAAAAUCUGUAUGUUGUGUUUCUGCAGUAGGUAUUCUCUUUUAAACUUGUUUCUGCUACUUGGUAUAGAUGCAUUUGGUACAUUAUUAAAAUUAUGAAAACUUUAUCAUUUGAAGGAAUUGCACCAUAAAUAUAUGAAGUUUCAAUUUACAGUGAAAGAAAAUAUUUGCUAUAUAUUGCCUUGUUUGGAAAGUAUGUAUUUCAGUGUUGAUUUUAUUAAGUUGAAACAUAGGAUAUGUAAUAGAAUCACAGUAAAAUUACCUGUCAUGGUAGCAUAUGUUUGUAAAGCACCACAGAAUGUUAUUAUAAAUCUUUACUACUUUUUCAGUUGACUGCAAUAAAUGAUGACAAAUUCCAGUGGUCUGUAGUAACAGAUAAAUUAAAUGCCUUUUUAUGACCCUUAUUUUGGUAUUUUUGUUGAAAAAGCAC